This is a messenger RNA of Phytomonas sp. Hart1, 252 nucleotides long. Lineage: Eukaryota; Euglenozoa; Kinetoplastea; Trypanosomatida; Trypanosomatidae. The record is from the annotation of a GenBank genome assembly.
AUGCGCGGCCACGACAAGGAAACGGCGGCGGGAGGGGACGACGGGGGCUCGGCCGCCGCCGCCGCGGCUUCUCGCGCCGCGCACCGCGCGUGGACGGAGGCGGAGUGCGCCGUGGAUGAGGAGUUCGAGCCGCAGUUUGGCCCGAGGUGGCAGGAGCGGCGAAAGCGGCCUGAGCACGCGGAAAUCCGGCGUCAAUACCAGCGCCAGCAGCCCCAGGACCCCCAAGGCACGUCGUGGGAAAUUCCAAAAUAA